Molecule: messenger RNA, 231 nt
Organism: Penicillium chermesinum
Lineage: Eukaryota; Fungi; Ascomycota; Eurotiomycetes; Eurotiales; Aspergillaceae
Exons: 1
Coding region: 1-231 (76 amino acids)
Source: RefSeq, a predicted model, not a curated record
AUGAGUUACCCCUCCGACCUACGGACGAUCUCGCUGAAGCUGGGCCCCGCUGCCAAGCAGGCUGCCUCGAACAGAUCACUGACGCUUCCAGCCUUUCCCAGCUCCUUCAUUGCACCACACGGAGAAAUGAAAACUCAUUGCUGUGAAAUGGAUGACCUUGAGAGAUCGGGUUCUGGAAGCUGCUGUGGAGACGCUCCUUUCCAAGGCGCCUGCUCCCAUCCAGUAACGUAA